Aspergillus fumigatus Af293 is the source of this 1407-nucleotide messenger RNA. RefSeq lists its product as uncharacterized. The record is from RefSeq and is a predicted model, not a curated record. Lineage: Eukaryota; Fungi; Ascomycota; Eurotiomycetes; Eurotiales; Aspergillaceae.
AUGGAGUCUGCGCUUCCGAGAAGAAAGAGCAUCAGGGCGAGGCAUUCUCUUUUGCUUCUAUUUGGCCCACAGGAUUCUGGCUCCGCUCGGCGAGAGGGGUGCUCGAGAUAUUACGACUUGAAACAUACACCCUUCAUCUUCAGGCGCCGAUCUGUGCUGAUUGAGCGUCGCAAGAUCUCUCCGCAGCUGGAGCGACAGAUCCGCUGGUCUUGUGUCUUGCUUGCGAAGAGCAUUGAGCAAGAAGAAUUCGAACUUGAUCUCAGACAAACACAGAACAGCCAUGAUGCCGCCUCCCCACGAGAGAAAGAUGACAUCCACCCAGCGGCUUCAACUCCAGGAGAGCAGAACCAGUGUAACCACAACAUCAGGAAGUAUGACUCUGCUAUCGAGCUGGAUACUCAGCAGGUUCCCAGUCUGACAAAUGAAUUUCCCUCGGCUUCUCCCUUUCAAGACCUGCAUGAAUUCGACUCUGGCUCCAAGCACGAUUCAUCGGCGAGUGCUAGCUCGCCCGCCACAACUUGUAGCGACAUGACUUUCUGCACCGGACUUUCCAGUGUUGAGCCUUCUCUCAAGAGCCUCGCUCCAACUGUGCAAGGUCAACAAUCAGCUCCAGAAGAAAUUUUCACGAAAUGCCCACCAGUUCAGUCCGACGAGGCCUUCCUGGCAGGCGAGUCCAGCCCUAAUUUCUCCGACGAAGAGACUAUCUCAGAUGACGUCGAAGUUUUCUUCAAUCCAGAUAACACGAGAUUCAACCUCGGGAGAACACCAAGCCUCUCCCGACCGUGCACCAAGGCCACCCAGCUCAACCACAAACCUCGCUUCAAGCACUUCCCAGCUGUUCCGCAGAGCGAUACCACCGAAGCACACGAGACCAGUGGCGGAGGCACUCCACUAAAACCCGGCGAAUUCGGCGCUACCUGCAUUCGCAAGCGAGAUGACGAACCCGCUGCGAUCGUUGACAGCCGUGGCGUCGUCCACAUCAUGACAGACGUUGAAGAAGCACAGCGCAACAGCGACCUCGAGCUCGCCGUCAUGGAGAAGAUGAAAACCGGCGUUAUCAGAUGCAGCGUCACUUCGCCUGCCGAUGGAGAAGCCGCUGCUCCCCUAUCAAAGUCUGACAAACAUCCACUACCAGCCUCGGCAAAACGGAAAACGUCAUCCUUCUGGUCUCUAAGAUCGCUCAUCUCCAGAGAGAGCUUGGGGAGCCUGAAGCGCCAUGCCAAAGAGCGCCAAACUCAAUCCCCCUCCCGUUCUCGAUCUCAGUCCGUGUCUCUGGCGGAGUCCCAGCUUCCCCGCAAGAGCCCUUCCCUGCUGAGGAAGAUGUCCGUGUUGGACAUGGGAAGGCACCGGCCUAUCAGUGCGUCUCGCAACAAGGACACGACGGGAUUUAAUCGCAUCGUUAGCUAA